This is a messenger RNA of Chaetomium globosum CBS 148.51, 2685 nucleotides long. RefSeq lists its product as uncharacterized. The coding region runs from base 1 to 2685 and encodes 894 amino acids. Gene Ontology annotation, biological process: maturation of SSU-rRNA from tricistronic rRNA transcript (SSU-rRNA, 5.8S rRNA, LSU-rRNA); ribosomal small subunit assembly. Gene Ontology annotation, cellular component: small-subunit processome; Pwp2p-containing subcomplex of 90S preribosome. The transcript has 2 exons. Lineage: Eukaryota; Fungi; Ascomycota; Sordariomycetes; Sordariales; Chaetomiaceae. Gene Ontology annotation, molecular function: protein binding. The record is from RefSeq and is a predicted model, not a curated record.
AUGAAGACGGAUUUUAAGUUCUCCAACUUGCUGGGGACGGUAUACUGCCAGGGGAAUCUUCUGUUCAGUCCCGACGGAACUCAUCUAUACUCUCCUGUUGGCAAUAAAGUCACUGUCUUCAAUCUCGUCGACAACAAGUCUUACACCCUCCCGUUUGCCCACCGGAAGAAUAUCUCGAGGAUAGGCUUGACCCCGCAGGGCAACCUCCUCUUAUCGAUCGACGAAGAUGGCCAAGCCGUUCUAACUCACGUUCCACGCCGAGUGGUAUUAUACCACUUCUCCUUCAAGUCGCGCGUGACGGCGCUUUCCUUCUCUCCCUCGGGACGAUACUUUGUGGUUGGACUGGGGAGGAAGAUCGAGGUCUGGCACGUUCCGUCGACACCAGACUCCAACGCCGCCGGCGACCUCGAGUUUGCGCCCUUCGUGCGCCACCACACCCACACACAACACUUUGACGAUGUCCGACAUAUCGAAUGGUCGAGCGACUCUAGGUUCUUCCUCAGCGCUUCAAAGGACCUAACAGCAAGGAUAUGGAGUCUCAACGCCGAGGAGGGCUUCACGCCCACGGUUCUGUCAGGUCACAGGCAGGGAGUGGUGGGCGCCUGGUUCUCCAAGGACCAAGAAACAAUCUACACUGUCAGCAAAGAUGGAGCCGUCUUUGACUGGCAGUAUACCACAAAACCCGGCCACGACGAGGACGAGAUGGUGGACGAAUCGGAUAUGCAGUGGAGGAUUGUCAAUCGGCACUACUUCAUGCAAAACUCCGCCACCCUCCGAUGCGCCGCCUUUCACCCGGAAUCAAAUCUGCUCGUUGCCGGUUUCUCGAAUGGCAUAUUUGGGCUGUACGAAAUGCCAGACUUCAACAUGAUCCACACGCUCAGCAUCUCGCAGAACGAAAUCGAUUUUGUGACGAUCAACAAGAGCGGAGAGUGGCUGGCAUUUGGAGCCUCAAAGUUGGGCCAGUUGCUGGUGUGGGAGUGGCAAUCCGAGUCGUACAUCCUAAAACAACAGGGGCACUUCGACUCGAUGAACGCCCUCGUCUACUCCCCCGACGGCCAGCGGAUCGUCACGAUAGCGGACGACGGCAAGAUCAAAGUCUGGGAUAUCGAGUCCGGGUUCUGUAUAGUCACAUUUACCGAACACACGAGUGGCAUAACGGCUUGCGAGUUUGCGAAGAAGGGCAACGUCCUCUUCACGGCGAGUUUGGACGGGUCGAUCAGGGCGUGGGAUCUUAUCAGAUACAGGAAUUUCAAGACCUUCACCGCCGCUGAGAGGUUAUCCUUUUCUUGCAUGGCGGUCGACCCAAGCGGUGAAGUGGUUGCUGCAGGUUCGAUCGACUCGUUCGACGUUCACAUCUGGUCGGUCCAGACCGGGCAGCUGCUUGAUCGGCUUUCGGGCCACGAGGGCCCAGUUUCGUCUCUUGCGUUUGCCCCGAACGGCGGCCUACUAGUCAGCGGCAGCUGGGACAGGACGGCGAGGAUCUGGUCGAUUUUCAACCGGACACAAACCAGCGAGCCCCUGCAGCUUCAAUCAGACGUUCUAGACAUUGCGUUCAGGCCCGACUCGCUCCAGAUUGCGAUCUCCACACUUGACGGCCAACUUUCAUUCUGGUCUGUCUCGGAGGCGCAGCAAAUAUCUGGUGUUGACGGCCGCCGUGACGUUUCAGGAGGUCGCCGGAUCACAGACCGCAGGGCUGCUGCGAACGUGGCUGGAACCAAGAGCUUCAAUACCAUCCGUUACAGCAUGGACGGGUCUUGCCUCCUGGCCGGCGGGAACAGCAAGUACAUCUGCUUGUACUCCGUGACGACCAUGGUGCUCCUCAAGAAGUUUACCGUCAGCGUUAACCUGUCUCUGUCGGGCACCCAGGAAUUCCUCAACAGCAAGAUGCUCACAGAAGCGGGACCCUCCGGGUUGUUGGAUGAGCAGGGCGAGGCGUCAGAUCUGGAAGACCGGAUUGACAGGUCAUUGCCCGGCUCGAAACGCGGCGAUCCCUCGGCAAGGAGGGGAAAACCAGAAGUGAGGGUAACUGGCGUGGCAUUUUCACCAAGCGGAACAUCAUUCUGCGCUGCGUCGACAGAAGGCUUGUUGAUCUACAGCCUUGACAGCACCGUGCAGUUCGACCCGUUCGAUUUGAACAUGGAAAUCACGCCAGCGUCAACGCUUGCCGUACUCGAGCAGGAGAAGGACUACCUUAAGGCGCUAGUCAUGGCCUUCCGCUUGAACGAGGCCGGUCUAAUCCAGCGCGUCUUCCAGGCCAUCCCCUACACGGAUAUUGGACUAGUUGUUGAGCACUUUCCCACAGUGUAUGUGGCGCGCCUCUUGCGUUACGUAGCAGCCCAAACGGAGCAGUCACCACACGUCGAGUUCUGCCUGCUCUGGAUCAAGGCACUGGUGGACAAGCACGGUGCGUGGCUGACAGCCAACCGAGGCAAGGUCGAUGUGGAGUUGCGUGUUGUGGCGCGGGCCGUGGCCAAAAUGAAGGACGAGAUCAGGCGGCUGGCCGAUGAGAAUGUUUACAUGGUGGAUUACCUCAUCGGGCAGGCGAAAGACAAGCGGGCUGGUGACACUCCGGACGGAAUCGAGGGCCUUGAGGUGAAGGCGUUGCCAUCUACGACAAAGGAGGUGACAAUAGAUGACAUGAUGCGCGAAGACGCCAGUGAGGAGGAGUGGAUUGGGCUAGAAUAA